AUGCAUGGAAAGUCCCUUUCUCCACCUCUUUCUUCUUUGUGGGGGCACUUAUUGGAUCUUUUAUUAGUGGACAUCUAUCAGACCGGUUCUGAAAUGCUGAGUAAGUCUGCCAGGGUGACCUACAUUCUGCUGGGACACAGUCUUGGGUUUGGCUUUGGUUAUGCCUUAUUGCCUCUCUUUGCUUACUUCAUACGUGGCUGGAGGAUGCUGCUGGUUGCUGCUGCCCUCCCAGGCUUCCUAUUUAUUCCAACGUGGUGCUUGAUUCCUGAGUCGCCUCGUUGGCUUUUGCAGAAAGGUCGAGUGGAGGAGGCUGAGCUUGUCAUACGUAAGGCUGCCCAGUGGAACAGAGUCCCCGCCCCUGAGGUCAUAUUCAGAGCUGGGGAUUGCUUGGAGCUCAUGCAAAAUAAAGAUGAAGAGGAGCAGACAUACACUUACAUGGACUUGAUGCGCACCCAUAACAUAAGGAACAUAACAAUUUUAGGUGUUUUCAUAUGGAUCUCUGUGGCCAUGGUCUACUAUGGGCUCUCUCUCAAUAGCAGCAACCUGCAUGGAAACAUCUACCUCAACUGCUUCAUUUCUGCAGCCAUUGACAUUGUUGUGUAUGUAGCCACCUGGCUUCUGAUUGAUAGGGCUCCACGGCCCACUUUACUCUUCACCACGCUGAUGUUCUGCGGUAUCAUGCUUCUGGUUAUAAAGCUGGUUCCUGAAGACAUGCCCAUCAUAGUCCAGGUGUUGGCUUUGGUGGGAAAGACUGGUGUAUCUGCUGCUUACUGCUUUAUCUAUGUGUUUUUCACUGAGCUGAUGCCCACUGUGGUCAGAAACAUGGGCUUGGGGAUCUGCGCCACAGCUGCACGAAUAGGAGCUAUCAUAUGUCCUUAUUUACUUUACAUGGGUCUAUACAGCAAGAUCCUUCCCUACAUCAUUUUUGGCACAGCCAGUAUUAUGGCUGCUGCCGUUAGCAUGUUGUUGCCAGACACCAGAAACAGCAAACUCCCUGACCUUCUCAUCCAGACCAAACACAUCAGACGCUUCUCCUGCUGUUCAAAGGAAGCUCUUUCAACCCGACCUGAUGCAACUGAAGGCUUCAAAGAAGUGAACUAGAGUGCCAUCUACUGAAAG
Pundamilia nyererei is the source of this 1119-nucleotide messenger RNA. Its product is annotated as solute carrier family 22 member 5-like. Gene Ontology annotation, molecular function: transmembrane transporter activity. The transcript has 8 exons. Gene Ontology annotation, cellular component: membrane. The record is from RefSeq and is a predicted model, not a curated record. Gene Ontology annotation, biological process: transmembrane transport. NCBI's taxonomy places the organism in Eukaryota, Metazoa, Chordata, Actinopteri, Cichliformes, Cichlidae. Bases 1 to 1101 code for a protein of 366 amino acids.